Venturia canescens is the source of this 7208-nucleotide messenger RNA. It is a transcript of the gene asp, whose product is annotated as abnormal spindle. Bases 216 to 6749 code for a protein of 2177 amino acids. The record is from RefSeq and is a predicted model, not a curated record. Gene Ontology annotation, biological process: spindle organization; mitotic cell cycle; establishment of meiotic spindle localization. Gene Ontology annotation, cellular component: spindle pole. Gene Ontology annotation, molecular function: calmodulin binding. The transcript is spliced from 6 exons. NCBI's taxonomy places the organism in Eukaryota, Metazoa, Arthropoda, Insecta, Hymenoptera, Ichneumonidae.
AAAAUAUUUGAAUUCGUGUCGUGAGAGUCGAGAGAGGUGAAGUGGUGAAAACCGUUGAAAAAGAGAACGAUUGAAAAGUAAAAAAACAAACGUUCAUUAGAAAUAUACUGUGUUGUGUGAUCAUGGUAUUUGCGUAGGUAUUUCGUGAAAAAUGUUGACUCAAUAGUGAGAAGUAUAUUGCGUAUCGCUUAAUCGGGCACUCCAAAAGUAGAGAAAUGUUUUUCCAAGUAAAUGUCACACCUAAGGAAAAAAAACCUCCAAAGAUCAGAGAGGGAAAUAACAAAGAAAAGGUCGAGGUUCGUCAGGAGUAUGAACUCACAUUGGCUCCAUUUCAGCCACAGACUCGUUUAAACCUUGAGUCGACUGUUAACAACACUGUCAAAUGUAGCCUCAAGGUCAAGAACCCGAGCAAUCGGAACCUUGAGGUAACCGUCACAAAAUCGCCGCCUGUUGAGAGAUCGGUAAUUCUCAGUGCAUCAGAACUCUCUGUUUCGGCAGGGAGUGAAGCCGAACUUGAAAUAUCAUGGACACCCAAAGAGGGCGGUUCAUGGAGAGAUACAUUGCAGCUUACGGACAGUCGGCGAAUAAAAUACGACGUCGCAAUAAUCCUGAGUGCUCCUAUUAUUGGGAAAAAACCUAAUAAGGGCAAAGUCCGAGUUCUCGCUCCUUCAAACACUACGAAUGAAAGGGCCCUUGCUCGAAACGUUUCAUUGCCAGUUGCUCGGGAACCUAAAAAAACUGUUUUAUCAGACAAAGAGAAUGUGCCAAAAUUUCGUUCAACCGGCAAAGUUGUUGAAGUCCAACACAGCACAACUUUUUCCAGAAACAAACACAAUUUUUCCAACAUAAUGAAUUCAACAGAAUUUGGUUUUACUCCAUUGAAAGCACGUGAUGAAGGGCCGAAUAUAAGAAUAUCAUCGACCACCGAGACCUCAAUUUCGCCUCAAAAAAUGAGUAUUGUUUCGUCGGAAUUAGCUACACUUCCACACGAAAAGGGCAGCGUACAAACUACUCACACUUGCCAGCAAGAAAACCAUAACUUUUCCAUCAUCAUGAAUUCUACAACUUUCAAUUUCACACCGUUGCAAGCUCGCAGCGACCCUGGGGAGGAGAAUGUUCCAACAGGACAGAUGCGAAUCGAAACUAAAAUGUCAUUUUCACCACAGAACAUCUCCUUGGUAUCACCGGAAGCUGUGGGUCUGCCGAUGCUUCGUCGAGAAACCUAUGUAACCAGGAAGUGUGUUAAAUCGAUUGGUCAAACUUUCACAGAGGAAACCAAAGAUAAGCAAGAAGAAGAUGAGAAUUUUCCUGAUUCGUUGUCACCACAGCCAGAAGUUGAAGAGGAAAAUUCCGAUCUACGCAAGCCCUCGGAUUUUUCGGCAUUGAUAGACGACAUGAAAUUCCUCACUCCUGAAGGCCCAAACUGUGGAAAAAAUGGGAAUUUUUCACCGAAUGGCUGUUCUACGGGAAAUCGAACGAGAUCAGUGGAAAAAUUAGCAUCGCACGAAGCUUCGUCGUUGAAUCUCGCUGGAAACGACACCUUCGAUUUAAGCAAUUCAAAAAUAGAAAACAAUUCAGGAGCCAACGGAACUUACGAGCUAUCGCCAAAAAGUUCUAAAAAUUUAGAUACUGUGCGGCCACCGCGAUUGUUGUCUCAGAGUUUCGAGCUUACUUCACCCAACGAACAAACUGUCAAUCAUCUUUCGGGAUCGAAAAUCUCAUCGAUCCCAUUUUCAUCAACUCCCGUAUGUCGCAACGUUCUUCCCGGGCAAUUCCAGUCGAGAACGAGUAUUUCGCACACUCCGUACAAAAACUACGACGACGUCUCGGUGAAGCAAGUUCUCGAAGCUGAUUUAUGGGCGAAGCCGGAAAACGAGCAAUUCACCUCCUCGAUAGCUUCGUCAUCGAUAAAAAAACGUUGCAUCAGUCUGAAUAGAAUAAACGAGGAGGAAACGUCACCCGAUCGAGUAUUUUUUGUGCCUUUAAAUAAAACAAAAACUUUGACCUCCGUUAAGAACCAGGAGAGACCAACGAAAUUUCGUAGAUUCGAGAUAUCGCCUCCAAAAAAGUGUAUCUCGGCGUUAGGGACGCCGGACCGAACGAGACGCGUGUCCCCGACGAAGAGCACAAAAGUUCGCAAGGAUAAAAAAUUGAGCGAACCGUCAACGAGCUUCCGAAAAAAAGUGCAAAAGAACUGUUCUAUAAAACAUGGCCAGGUGUCUAUUCCCGGUGUGAGAAUAGCGAAUCUUUCCUUGGCCCGAUUGAACCAAAGUAAUAUUAAAGAAAAGAGCACGAGGAACGAGCCGAAGGAAAUGAGCGUUCAGCUCCACGACCCGAACGAUUAUCUCACGAGAUUUUGUAAUCCGGAUCCUUUCGCAGCAACGACGACGCAGGAUCCAUUUUUAACGAGUACUCUGUAUUACGAUGACAAAUGGAUUUAUCAGCAAGAGAUGGAGUUCAAAAAAUGGCUGAACAAGCUUCUAACGCCACCGGAACAUUUGAGCGCCGAUGUAGAUUCGAUACGCGUGGACGUUGGCAAAGUGUGGCAAUCUUGUCGAAAUCGUGAGGACGUUGCGCUUGCGGAAAGCCGAGAAACCGUUUCAGCAAGAUACCACACGAACACGCGGUUGAAUACUUUAAGAAAAGCAGCCUGUGCGAUGUUUCGCCGUGAGGAAGUCACCGCGGCAUUGUCAAAAGCCACUGUUUGCGUCGAACGGGGAUCGUUGAUGAUCCGACAAGACCGGGAUUUGCAUCGCGAUAUUGGAUUGCAAAAGGAAAUACUCGAAUUAUUUUUGAGUUACAAUCCACUCUGGCUUCGGAUCGGUCUUGAAACCGUCUACGGAGAAACGAUUCCUUUACACUCGAACAACGAUUUGGUCGGUCUCACGAGAUUUCUCAUCUCGAGAUUCUUCUCCGACCCGUUCAUCGUUAAAACUCAUUCCCACGCGACAAUACUGAGCCUCAAACUUUCGACGUUCUCUCUUCACAUGAACAAAUUUAUCCUCAAGAAAUUUUUGCUCCUCGUAUACUUUCUUGAUUAUGCCAAAAGGAACAAACUCAUCGGUCACGAUCCGUGCCUCUUUCACAAACGCGCGAGCCACAAAGACAGCCGCGCUAUUUUGCUAACAUUCGCUCGCGAGGUCCUCAGCGGCGUCGGCGACUUGACCAAAGUUUUACGCACUCACGGUUACGUCGUUUCCCACCAGCAAACUUAUCUCGAUGAGUACGAUUAUGCCGUCAAGGAAAUCGCGACGGAUUUACGCGAUGGCGUUCGUCUUUGUCGCGUUAUGGAAUUGAUAACCGGUGAUCGUAAUUUAACUUGUCGCUGUCGUGUUCCAUCUAUUUCCAGGCUGCAAAAGGUGUACAACGUCGAUUUGGCCCUCGCUGCUCUUCUGCGAUGCGGAUACACUAUCACCGGCGAAAUAGACGCUAAGAGCAUCGCGGAUGGACAUCGCGAGAAAACUCUCUCGCUUCUCUGGCAAAUUAUUUACAAGUAUCAACGUCCGAGAUUCGAAAAAGCUGCAAAUACUAUACGAAGGUGGUGGCGAGCGAACCUGUGGUACGUCAGAGUUCGAAACUUGUUGCGGGAUCGUCGCGAGAAUGCAGCUUCGACGAUACAGCGCGCUUGGAAAUGCCACGAAGCGAGACGAAUCGCGGAGGAAUUGCGAGAGGAGCGAAAACGCCGGAGGACGAAGGAGGAAGAAGCCAUUCGAGUGAUACAGAUUUGCUGGCUGCGAAGAAUGAAAAUGCUGCGAGAUCGUAGGGAUUUUAUCCUGAAAAGAAAAGCUGCUAUCUCUAUUCAAACGUGGUUCCGACGCCACCGUGAGAGCGCGCCGUUCGUCAGAGAAUUUCGAGUUAAACGCCGUGCCGUCGAAAUUAUUCAGAAUCAUUGGAGGUCUUACUUGCUAGCGAGGAAGGAAAGAGCUCGAUAUUUGUACCUAUUGGACUCGACUAGAACCAUUCAAAGUUUGUGGAGAGCGAAACAAGCGGGUCGAAAAGAUUUACAGCGAUACGUGUCCUUGAAAAAAGUAACGAUCGUCGUCCAAUCGAGAUGGAGAGCGUUACGAUCGAUGAAAACAGCUCGGCAAUCUUUCGAGCAAAUAAUACGAUCGACGAUCGUUAUUCAAUCUUGGUGGAGGCGAAGUCUUCGGCUCAAGCGGGAUCGCAAUGAAUAUUUACUGAAAAAACACGCCGUUCGAGAGAUCGAGAGAUGGUUAAUCGCUCGGAAGAAAAUGCUUUUCGAGAGGGAUCGCUUCAGAGCGAGACGACAAGCUACAAUAUUGAUUCAGAGAAAUUUCCGAAGAUAUUCUCAAACGAAAGAAUUUGUCGAACAGUUUCGCAAAUGUGCUCGAGCAUCCAGAGUUAUUCAGCACUGGUACCGAUCAGCAAGGAUCGCGAAACAUUAUCGAACUCAAAAGACGAGUUGCGUCGCCAUCCAACGCUGGUGGCGUGCCAUCUGUUUGACCAGAAUCGCAGUCAGGUCGUUUGAAAAUCUCCAGAAAGCGACGAUAGUCAUUCAAAAAACUUGGCGGAUGAAAAGAGCUCGGCGGGAUUACGCUCAAAUGAAACAUGCCGUGGAAACAAUUGAAUUCUGGUAUGAGAGAGCUUUGCUGAUGAGAUCAGCUCGUCGUGAAUUCAUAGCCAAGAGAAACGCGGCAGCGAAGCUCCAAAGUUGGUGGCGCAACCUCCAAAUAAGCAGAAAUCAACAAUCCGAGUAUCUCAAAUACAGGCAAAAUGUCAUAGUCAUUCAGACCAAAUGGCGAGCAACUUUGAUCGCAAGAAAAACGAGACUCGAGUAUUUGCAAACGAGAAAAGUCAUUGUUCAAGUUCAAGCAACUUGGCGAAUGAUUCGUCAGAGAAGAAUCUUCGUUGAUCUUCUCGGACGACACAGAGCAGCAUCUCUUUUGCAAAAACGGUGGAGAGAAACUGCGGUAGCUCGAGAAGUACGGAAAAAUUUCCUCGAAUAUCGUUCUGCCUGUGUCUUGAUACAAAAUAGAUUCCGCGAGCUGAGAGCCUGUCGCGCGGCGCGUUUCGACUACACGAGAAUACGCAGAGCCACCAUUGUCAUUCAGAAGAAUUGGCGAAUGCUGAGAAUUUCCAGAGAGUACAAAAACCAGAAGGACGCAGCUAUUAUUUUGCAGGAAAGGUGGAGAGCGCGAAAGCUCUGCAUCGAAGCUCGUAAGAAUUACCUCGAGCUCAGAGAAGCGACUAUAAGAAUGCAGCUUCGUUACAAGUCCAAUAAUAAAGCUCUUGAAACGAGACGGACCUAUCUUGAGUUACGAUCGACCGUGAUUAUCGUUCAAAGAAUGUGGCGUGCUAAAAAAUCUAUGGAAGCAGCUAGAAAUCGCUUUGGGGAGUUUAAGAGAGCGGCGAUUGUCCUGCAGUCGAAUUGGAGAAUGAUUUUGGAGCGACGAUCUUAUUUGAAGGUUCGAAAUGCCGCAUUAACUCUGCAGACGCGAUGGCGAGCUGUAAAACUAGCCGGUCAAGUGCGAGAGAGUUACGAAAAUUUGCGAGGAUCGGUUUUGACGGUACAACGACGUUUCCGAGCCAACAGGGCAUGCAAAGUUGCUCGAAACGAGUACGCGAGAACGAGGUCAAUAAUAAUACGGAUGCAAAAAUUGUGGCGGAAAAAAAUGGAUCAUCGACUGCGCGACGAGGCAGCGAUAAAUAUACAAACAUGGUGGAAAUCGAUAAUCGUUAUGAGAGAAUGCAAGAAAACAUACGAAGAUAAAAAACGCAUUGCUCUCGUUUUGCAGCGACGAUAUAGAGCCACCAAAAUCGCUUCGCAAGUCAGAAAAAAUUAUCUACGAACUCUUGCGUCUAUCGUCAAGCUCCAACGACGCUGGAGGUUUCUGCUCAAGAAAAAACGUCACGAGGCUUGGUUACGAGAGAGAAAAACAGCUGUUUCUACCAUCGAAAAUUGGUGGAUCAUCGUUCUGGAAGAGAAACGCAAAAGAAUCGCUAAAUUCGUUCAGUUGCAAAAAGAACAUGCUGCAGCAACAAAGAUACAGAGCCUUUGGCGUGGACACUCGGUACGAAUGAACCAGUCUGUGGCCAUGAAGGAUCUCCGCGAACGCUCCGAAAGGGCUGCCACAGCUGCCGUCCCCUCGGCAACUGUCGCUUUCAAAUUGCGAGCAUCCAUGGACACUCUUGACAAUUGCAAAACCAUUGCACAAUUGUUCGUCUGCCUCACUAAUCUCGAUACCUUAACGAGAUUGUCUUACGAGGGUUGCAUAUUAUUUUGCAAAAUGAAUUUUGCCAACAAAGUAUAUGGAACGAUUGCAAUGGCAAAUCGAUCGAUUCCAUGGCUCGAUGUCUGCAGCCGUUGCACAAGUAUUUUGAUUACACUCGCUAAACUGCCAGAGACAAAAAAUUAUAUUCACAGAAUCGACCAAAUGGAAACUCUUGCGAGACUCAUGACUGUAGCGAUCGACCAUCAUGUCGAUCUAUUUCUUCGUCUGGCCACAUUAUUGUGGCUAUUGUCGGAAAAUGAAGAGUAUGCAACGGCUGUGAAAAAUUGUUCCCGAACAACUUGGAUAUUACGAAGCCUGAAUGUGACGAUAAACAAAAAGAAGGGCAAAUUUCCGGCGGGAAAUUUUAACAGAUUAAUGGUAGGGGAACAAACUGCCCUCUUACCGAAUUCGAAGCCGGAUUGGGGCAUUAAACAUAAUCGGCCACGAUUGUUUACAACCGUCCACCACGCUAUUUCGAGUCUAAUGAAGAGAUUGAAAAUAGAUGCGCCAAUUUAAUACAUUUGAAGCAUCGAGUAAUGCGUUAGAGAGAAUAUAAUGGAUCUCUGCAAUGUUUAUGUCCAACAGAUUUGAAAUUGUGUAAACGAGUAAUUUUUACAUUGAGAGAAAAUCAUACUUUUACUUGCAUUGUAUUUUCUUACAUUGUAAAUCUUUAUUGCUCCAACUAGUUUUUGUAUUUUCAUAAAAGUCACUAGAGAAUUAGAUGUUGAUGAACCCAUAUGUAAAAAAGAUUAAUCGAUGGAAAACUCUGUAGGCAAGAGUGAAAAAUGUUCGUUGCCGAGUUUUUGGUCCAUACAAGCGGAUAGCGCAGCGUCGUAUCGACAAAAACCUCAUUACAUAAUAGUGAAAAAAAUCAAUUUUUAAAAUUUUAAUUCAAAAUGUUAUCAUUUCGAGUCGUUUUUGUAUUCUUAUAUAUUUGAUUAAAAAGUCGUUUAAUAAACGCAUGUGUAAAAGGAA